Molecule: messenger RNA, 4995 nt
Organism: Carcharodon carcharias (great white shark)
Lineage: Eukaryota; Metazoa; Chordata; Chondrichthyes; Lamniformes; Lamnidae
Gene: zyg11
Product: zyg-11 homolog (C. elegans)
Exons: 17
Coding region: 552-2615 (687 amino acids)
Cellular component (GO): Cul2-RING ubiquitin ligase complex
Molecular function (GO): protein binding
Source: RefSeq, a predicted model, not a curated record
UCGAGGGAAGGGUAAGGCGGAGAUAAAUGUCGCUCUGUCACAGGAGAGAAGUGUUUCCGGGUGAUGACGGGGUUUUCAGAGUUAUUUGUAUAGGCGGUAUAUCAACAAAAAUCCCUGUUUGGAGGAAAACGUUAUUUCUUAAAUAUCUUCGGCAAUUAAGAUGCGAAAUGGAGUGCUUUAGUAAGGUGCUCUGCGACCUUGUGUGAAUAGAUCUUUGUUGGGCCGUUGGUUUUCCCCAGUGAUGUUCAUGUUUUUAGUCCGUCGGAAGCUCCGCUAGUCUCCCGGUCGUCGCUUGUCGCCAUGGAUAGUUUCUACUGGAAUGGCAAUGCACAAACAGUACAGUUGUUUUGGCAUGUGUGGAGAAGUGUUUCACUCACUUAACAAGUUUGAAUUAAAAGGAAGAUUUCUCUCCCCUUUCAUUAACCGACAUAUGCUUAGAUUUCUUGAGGGUGCACUUGAACAAAUUUUGUUGGGAAAGGACAGAUGGCUCAUUCUGUCUCAAGGAAACUGUGGUGUUUCCACAAGAACUGGCAGAUCGUUUGCUGCAGAAAAUGUCCCUGAAUGGCGUACUCAACGAAAAGACAGUGGGAAUUUUCCGCAGGAACGACCUGCUGCGCUUGAAACGUGCUUGUAUUCGAAAUGCUAAACUAUCAGCAGUUGCAUUCAAGAAAGCAUUCUGCCACCACAAGCUCAUUGACCUGGAUGCUUCUGGUGUAAAUGCAGACAUCACGAUAACUGACAUUGUAAACGCGCUCGUCACAAACAAAUGGAAUCAACAGUACCUGCAGUGUCUUAUGUUGAAUUCAUUAACACUAUCUCUGGAAGACCCUUAUGAGCGAUGCUUCAGCCAGCUAACUGGCCUUCGUGUUUUAAGUGUUACCAAUGUUCUCUUCUACAAUGAUGAUCUUAGGGAUGUUGCCUCUCUUCCAAGGUUAGAAAGUUUAGAUAUUUCAAACACUUCUGUCACUGACAUCACACCACUUCUGACCUGUAAGGACAAGCUAAAAUCCUUGACCAUGCACCACCUCAAAUGUCUAAAGAUGACAACUACACAGAUUUUGGAAAUUAUUACGGAACUGGUGCUCCUUCAACACCUAGACAUCUCUGAUGAUAAGCAGUUUACCUCUGACAUUGCACUUCGUUUACUAGAACUGCCCAGCAUACUACCUAACCUCCGAUCCCUGGAUAUCUCUGGCAGGAAGCACAUAACAGAUAAAGCUGUUCAGGCGUUUGUCCAACAUCGGCCUACAAUGCAAUUCAUGGGUUUACUUGCUACUGAUGCUGGCUAUUCUGACUUCCUUUCUGGAGAAGGGAGCUUAAAGGUUUCCGGAGAAGCGAAUGAAGUGCAGAUCUCUGAAGCUCUUCGUCGUUACAGUGAAAGGGCCUUCUUUGUAAGAGAAGCAUUGUUUCACCUUUUCAGUCUCACUCACAGCAUGGAAAAGCCACAGCCUGAGCUACUGAAGCUUGUGGUCAUCGGAAUGAAAAAUCAUUCUACAAACCUGCCAGUACAGCUGGCUGCUAGUGCGUGCGUAUUUAAUUUGACAAAACAAGAUUUAGCAGGUGGUAUGCCUGUGCGCCUUUUGACGGAAGUGACACGUCUCUUACUGAAAGCCAUGGAACACUUUCCCAACCAUCAACAGCUUCAGAAGAAUUGUCUGUUGUCUCUCUGCAGUGACCGUAUCCUUCAGGAUGUCCCGUUUAACAGGUUUGAGGCAGCCAAAUUGGUAAUGCAGUGGCUUUGUAACCAUGAAGAUCAGAACAUGCAGAGGAUGGCAGUGGCUAUUAUCUCUAUUUUAGCAGCAAAGCUUUCCACAGAACAGACAGCACAACUUGGUACAGAGCUCUUCAUUGUUAAGAAAUUGCUGCAUAUAGUAGAGCAGAAGACAACCCUGUCAUUAGUGGAUACCACUUUAAAGUUUACGCUUAGUGCACUUUGGAACUUGACUGAUGAAUCACCGACCACCUGCAAGCACUUUAUAGAAAAUCAGGGCUUAGAAUUAUUUAUGAAAGUACUGGAGUCCUUUCCGGGUGAGCCAUCCAUCCAGCAAAAGGUUCUGGGUUUGUUGAACAACAUAGCAGAAGUGAAAGAACUCCACCCUCAACUGAUGAAGAAGAACUUCAUUGAACACAUCAGUGUUUUAUUACACAACAAGGAAGUGGAAGUCAGUUACUUUGCUGCAGGAAUAAUCGCUCAUUUGAUAUCCCGUGGGCUGCAUAUCUGGACUCUGGAUCUUGACCUUCGAGCUUCUCUCCUGGAGCACCUGCAUUCUGUCAUUCUAAAUUGGCCGACUCCAGAUUGUGAGAUGGUAGCUUACAGGUCAUUCAGUCCAUUUUUUCCAUUGUUGGAAUGCUCUGAUACACCGGGUGUGCAGAUUUGGGCUGUUUGGGCAAUGCAGCAUGUCUGUAGCAAAAAUGCACCCAGGUACUGUAGCAUGCUGAUCGAAGAGGGUGGAAUGCAGAAACUGUACAACAUUAAGAACCAUCCUCAGAUUUCACCAGAUGUUCUACGGAUUGUUAUAAGCAUUAUUGAAAGUUUGGAGAAAUAUAUUAUGCGCCAUGGGAAGGUCUCCUCCUCCUGCCACAAAAAGCUACAAGCUAAGCACAGUGUGGUUUAAGCAGUAAGCAGAUGUUUUGGACAGAUUGUACUAGUGGACGAUGUUUCAUUUACAGAGAAAUGUGCAACACAUAACCUUUUAUUUCUGAAGACUAUGAAGAGAACUUCCUUGAUUGAAACUGUGUAUGCUAUUAAACAUUUCUGUAAACUAGGUGCAGGAAGAAUAUAUCACAGUGGAGUGUUGGUGUGGUUUGUGGUAUUGUCUUUGCAGAUGUUUUGUUCUAUCAGAAGCAGCUUAUGCUUGAAUAAAUGCUGCUUACGAAAUGUUUACUUAAUCUGGAUGUCACUCAUACUUUAUAAAGAAUGAGUUGAUGUGUGGAAAAGCUGAACUAUUAUUAGCUUAAACAUGUUUGAUCCUUAAGUCUUGUACAAAAUGCUGAUGACUCCUUCAGGGGAAACUGGCAUUUGAAAUUGCCAAACUACUUUGUAUUAAUGCUUGUUUUUGUCAUUCAUAUUGCUUGUACAGGUAAAUGUUUUAAAGUAUCAUUUGGUUUUAUGAUUUUUUUUUGCUCGGAGGGACUCUUGCCAUCAAUACCUCAUUUUAAAACCAUUCUAUUAAAAUAAUUAUGAUUUUACUUUGUAUUCUACUUUCUGUAAAUUCUAAUUGGCUUUGGGGAACUGAUUUGGUGUUAUGGGGACAGAUUUUCCUGUCCCUCACUUAUGCCAGUGAAUGCACACAAACUGACUUGAACUCCAUUGAGCCCAGCUGUUUUUCUCGUUCAGCUGAUGUGUUCAUUUAUUAUGGGUGACUGUUGCUGGAUUUGCUUCUGAUGUGCAGUUUGUAAAACAGGCCAAGGCUAAGUGAAAGUUUCCAGUUACUCCUUUCAGAUCUUCAGUUAUAAGCCUGCUGAACUGAUGACCAGGACUCUGUUGAAACCACCGGAUCACUGAAGGAGCUAGAUUUCACAUUUUUUCACCAGUAUCCUGCUGGAGUCAGUUUCUCACAUCCAGCUCUCCCACUAGGUCAUGCAUAUUCACCAUUUAUACAAAAAUAUUUUUAAAAACUGAGACAGCAGAAGAAUGUUCAAGCUAAUCGCAAUUCUUUUCUUGAGCAGGUAUUCAGGAGGGGGGAGCCAGAUCCAUUCAACUGCUGAUCAUCCAGAUUUCCUUCCUAGCUUCCACAUUUGUUGAAUGUGUAAAUAGUAACCUCUCCUCGGGCCUUUCAAAACUUCCACAAUUACCCUACUCUUCAAAAUACAAACUCUUACCCCUUCAGUCAAAAAAUAAAUAAGUCGACCUUAACUAUUCCUUCACACGUGGGAGUUUCAGGCAGAAAAUAUUUCCUUUCAAGUUCUUGAGGGCAUUUUCACCUCCCUAGCUGUGCUUAUCUUUCUGCAGUUCCCUCUUUGAAUCCUUUCAAUCAGCUUUGCAUGUAAACAGCCUUGAUAAAAGUCUUAAACAAUAUUCCCUGAUGGUGGCUCAUUAUUCUUUUUCGAGCACUACAAUCCUUAAUAUGAUUGACCAUGCCAUUCUUCUUUAAACACUGCCACUCUGUUACUCAGCAUGAUAUGACAGCACUCAAUUUGUUCCGUUCUUUAUAGCUAGAGCAUCUCCAGCAGUGCUUUCCCUCAACCACCUGCUGUCCCUGGGCUCUCUUACCUGCAGACACGGGCAAUGCUACAGCUAUCUUGACCCCUCCUGCACGUUCUAUUAGUCUGCCUGUCCAACAUUCAGAAAGAGCUGCAUAAUGCUCCAGCUGAACAAUGGUAAGACUGAUGCCAUCUUCAGCCCUGACCACAUGUCCUUGACACUGACUGCAUCCUACUUCUAGGCAGUCUAUGAUUCAGACUAAAAAAAAAAAUGUCCCAUUCAACACUGAACUGAACUUCUGUCGCCUUAUCUUUAUCACAGGGCCAGCUAUUCCAUCUCUCCCCAUCUGCAUGUUUUAUGUCUAGAUUCAACUGUUUUAAUAAACUUAAGCUUAGCCAAGCCUCUGUUGCCUAGAUCCUAUUGCACAUGUAGGCAAGCAAAAUAUCACUCCUGUCUUCGUUGACACCUAAUCUUCAACAUGUCAAAUUUUAAAAUUCUCUUUUAUGGAGGUUGAACAUUUCUACGGUUUCACUGUUUCCUGUAUGACCAUCUCCAGGAUUCCACCUCUACCCUUGACAGCUGUGCCUUCAACCAAUAGGCUCCAUAUGUUGGCAUUUCCUUGCUAAACUAAUAUUUCUUAAAAUUCACCCCGUUGGCUAUGGUUUUAGAUUCCUUGUAGCCAUUUUGCAUCAAAUGGCCAUUUUCAAUUUUGAGUGCCUUGACAUUUUUCAACAUUAGAAGUGUGAUAUAAAUAUGUUGCUUUUCAACUAGCAUAACUGGUGAAAUUUAAAAAGGACAACUGUCUGUAAAAUUCUGUAACUAUACAUAAACUGUUCCUCUUUCCUCACCAA